AUGAAGAUUUCUUUGCCAGGCGGCCACUUACUGCCGCCGUUUUCAGUCGGCUAUGUGAAGGGCUGGAAGCGUUGCGUGGUACUCCUCAUCGUGCUUCAGUCGAUCCGGGAACUCAAUCUACAAGAUGAGAUUGCGCAUGAAAUCAAGGCGACAUUUGGAACCAUUCACUGUUCCUUCGCCAAGACCAACGACGUGCGCGCAAAAGUUGAAGCCAGCCGAGGCGCUACCAUGGUCCAAUCUGCGACCCGCAAAGCUCCGAAUUGUUUCCAGCCCUACGUCGCACAGAUUGAGAACGCAGCUCGCGCUGAUGCCUUGGCAAAGGAAGAGAGCUAUGCGCAAGAAGUUCGCAAAGCAGAUCUGCAGGUGCUGUUGCGCAAGCUCGACAAUGACUUGGACAUCCUCUCCAAGCGUUCCGGCACUGAACAGCAGAAAGCGAUUGAGUGUGCGAAGGAUAUGAAAUACCUGAAGGACCGGCAGGGGAAAGGGCACAAGUUUGUGGACCAAUUCUUAGAGCAGAAUUGCUGCUUGAUCCGUACGAGCAAUGACUUUCACAACGCCAUUGGCGAUUUGCUCAAGUUCAAAGAGCAGUUUCGUGGAAUCAGCGGCAAAGAGUACGUGAUUUGCAGCUUGGAUUGUACAGUAUGGCCUGCCGAUUCGGCGUAUGUCAGCAACGCCUUGGCAACACUGUCAUCAGUCUUGGCUUUGUCCGCAUCCCAUGUUGGGUUUGUGCAGAUGCCUGUACUGCAAUCCCAAACUUCGAGAUCCGCGCUCUUGAAGCACAAGCACUUGCUCGAGAACAGCCUCUACAAGCAUUCACUGACCACGCACCAUACCGUCCAAAUUCUCUACACGAAGCCGCCGGAGGCCACUUCGCGUGAUCAACGUGGUCUUUCGCAGCUGGCCUUGGCCGUGUUCCACGAGCAUUUUGAAGGAUCCUCAUUUGCUUCAGAGAGCCGCGCAGUGCGGGAAGGGAAACUCGGUCCCAACCCGUUGAUCCCCUAUUCCCAGUUCAUGGGCUAUGACAAUGAUACUGUGAAGCCUGGCGCCAGCGCACGGGUGGAGCAGAAGGGCUUGCCUUGCCACAUCUCGAUGAUCAUGGGUUUGCUUGACGGCUUGAAUGUUCAGAAUGGUGACCGUGUGGUGUUUGUGGAUGUCAUCCCAAACAGGUUUGCCGAGUUUGGACGUGCCUUGGUGGAAUCAAGGCUGAAAGACGAACGAAUCUUUUUGCGAUAUGUGGGCUUUCUCUUGGAAGAGCAAUGCAAUGAGAACAUCGCUGCCAUCCGUGACAUGGUAUACCGGCAUUGGGAUAACUCGCAGGAUGCUCCCCCGAAGAAGCGUGUGUCGGACAACCAGGUUGCUGAGGCCCCAAGCUUGCAGAUUUUGGCAUGGCAGGAUGGGCCCUUGUGGCCUGACAUCCUGCUUUCUCGUUUUCCGGAAGGCACAUGCGAGGCUGCGGAAAUGUUGAAGCAGAAGGAAAAAUUCGAUGUGCUUUACCCUCCAUCCUCUAGGCCUGCCCGGCCCCAAAGCCGCGACAGGGCCCACAGGGCCGGUGGAUGUUGCGACUUUUCGGUUGACUCCGAAGCAAAGCCCAUUGAUUUGAGCCGGACGCUCACUCUGACUUUUGUCGAGGAAGCCGACUUUUCAGAAAGCAGGCUUGGUAAUGCUUUGCCUACCAAGAACAAACCAGCUGUUUUGAUCUCCACCAGCAUGUGUCUUUGGAUCGGGAACACGACAGACAACCCAAUGGCCGUGGAAGCUGGAGAGCUUUGCGGCUUUGGCACUGGAUCUUUCGAGAAGAAAGUGAUCAGUGACCCAAAGCUGGAGAAGAAUGCCCUGCCCUUUCGCUUACAAAGCGAUUUGACUUUGGUGUCCUACCAGAAGGCAGCGAUGCCGCUGUGCGAGAUGCUUCGCACCCUGGCCUCCGAGGAUGGCAUUGCCCAGAUCGACUUGGAGGACCAUGAAUUGGCAAGUCGUGUGCACCCUGCAGAGGAUGGCGCUGAUCCCAUCCCUAUCUCCUUCCGCUAUGAGUUGAAGCCGAAGUCGACGAAGACAGCGAACGUCUUCAAACCCAACAGUCCAUCGGUUCCGGCAAGCAAGGAAAUCAGGAGUUCUAUGCUUGGUGCUUGCUUUGCAGGCUCUUACGAGAAGCUUCUGCAGCAGAGUCAGAGCAAGUUUGCUUUGGUGUGGGAGGUGGCUUUCUCUAGCAGCCCGCCUCGAAUCCAAGUCGAGAAGCCCAAAGUUCAUUUGCUGGGCAAAGUUCAUUUGCCUGCGCAUUCCUGGGCAAAUCUUUCUGCUUAG
Messenger RNA from Durusdinium trenchii, 2298 nucleotides. Lineage: Eukaryota; Dinophyceae; Suessiales; Symbiodiniaceae. The record is from the annotation of a GenBank genome assembly.